AUGGCUGCCGAAGUGGCCAUUGCCGACGAAAUGAGGAAAGAGCUGGAGAAUGACAACAUUCAUUAUAAAUCGGUACGAACUCUCAAGCCUUUUGUUUGUCCGCAGGAACUAGCAGUAUUAAAAGACUUGAUCCUGAGUCGCGUGGCCUCCGAACUGAGCGAAAACCUCCGAGAGCAGCAGCAGCCAACAGCCAAGAGAGCCAAGGAGGAGAGCGAGAGGGAGAAGGAAGCUGCUCAGGAGGCGGAGGAAGAGGCUGCCAUCCUGGCGGAAGUCAAGGCCAAGAGGAUGUUCGCUCCUCUUUCCGGCCUCUCAGCAGAUAUUCCCACAAUGAAGAGACAGAUACGGUACCAUCAGUGUUACUUCAAUCCCAUCUCUUGCUUUAGGCGGAAGUAAAUCUCAUGAUGGCUGGCAACUCAAGCAGUGACGUCAUGCGAUCCCGCUCGAAGUGCAUAUUCUCCCAGUGCAAUUCUUCUCUUUCAUAUCAUCCAUGCCUAUUGUAAUCGAAGGGAUAUAUAAAAAGCCUACUUCACUGGACAACCAUUAGAAAAUUUGCAACUCCAAACUUUGUUAAAUAAACUUCACAAGGCUUCCAGUUUAUGUAUGCUAACCUAAGUUGUUUGUUGCUAGAUUUCCUAACUCGUCAUUUUCUUUCUGUUCUGGUAGUUGCGUCAUAUCCCCUUAUCAUUAACUAUUCUCAUUUCUUCAGUGUUUUCCCUCUCUGUUUUCUUGGGCUUGUCAUUCUCUUCUUUAUACUUUUCUCACUCUAGCUCAUUUGGAAAGUAUAACAGUCUUUAAUACUAUAAUUAUUCCUUUUACUAAAAAACAAAAUUGAUUUUGCCCUGUUCUUAGGCAAUUAGGCACUCGCAUCUACGUUCAGAUUUUCAUACAAUGCCACUUUUAUUAAGUUUCAUUUGUUUCUGUUCUUCAUAAUGGUCAUUACAGUUUUCCCUUUAUCAAAUGUGUAGGAGAGGUUUAUAGUAAAAAUGUGCCCCGUAAAUUCAAGUUAUGUUAAUGUUAUCCAAUCGGUCAUUGUAAAUCCAGAGCAUUGAAGUUUAGAGAUGAACAAUUUAUGUCUAUUUGGCUGCUAUGUUCACUUCAAAUACGAUAAAAAUCAAUACAAAUUUUUAUCGGGUAAUGGCUGAAAUCACUGCUAGAAAUCAGUGGAAGUAAGGCCACAAGUGACUUGGAUUAAAUUGUCCAUCAUGCUAUUCACUCACCAACAACAAUUUGGUAUAACUAUCUAGCGUUGACAAGUACUUUCAGUCAACAAUAAUACGAAACUGGCGAAGGAUUUACGCACCAUUCUAAUAAAAAGUUGAAGAAAAAGCCACUUUUGAUUCUUCACCGAAAUACCAGUCAGUUUCAAAACAUCCCAUGUUGAUCAAAUAGUCUGUAUUUGACCCCUAUCUUUCUUAGGUGGUCUCUUAUUUCGUAUGCUGAUAUUCAUGUUAUCAACACUAAUUACAGAAUACUAACGAAAAAUGUGCAAACACUGUACUCCAAAACCUCGUGCUCAAGCCCUGGUGAAACCAGAACAACUCACUGCUGUAUAUAUAUCAACCUUCAGACUGCUCAGGGUCUACUCAAGUACUCCUCUGAAUUAAUGUUCUUGCAACUGUCAGCUAAUAACGUUUCCCUGAAUGUUAAUAUUAUCAAGUUGUUAAGCUAAUUUCAGUCCUCAGAGCCAGUCCACUGAUUGCAUUACUGCUUGCGUAGCCAAAGUUUAUCCUUAACAGGAGGAUGUACUUAGAUUAUUGUUGUAAACUGGCACCUCUUAGCGUUUACAGGAAAGUUAAAAACCAACAACACGCUUUGAAUCAUGUGGCAAAAACCAACUUUUGUUUUUAAAUGAAAACCACCUUGCAAAAGAAGAGCGCUUAUUACUUCCAACUGACAGCUUUACUGAAGCAACUUGCUCCUAGAUCUUUGAAUGCAAAUUUGCAAUAAACAACAACAUAAAAUUCAUUUCAACACCAAAAUUGUAGAGCGUAUGACCAGUCAACAUGUACACUUAGUAAUACCAGGUUGGUUAAUGCUAGUAGUCUACGACAAAGUACUGUGUAAAAAUUCCGGUGACUUACUGAUAAAGAAUCCUUUACGUAGCUGCAUUAAAACUCACAAAACCUGAGUCUUUUUCCAAGGACUGCUGGUUCCACAAAGCCUGAAAUCAAUGGUAAGGAACGUUAUAUCUAUAAAUUAGCUCAGUUAACACCUGGAAUUAACUAAAACUUGUUGAAUUCACGAAGAUUGAACUUAAGGGGUGUGUUCCCAACCUUGGACUUAUCUGUAUGGUUUCUAUGAUGUGAAAAUGCAAGUAACAGUGCUUACACCAGAAACAACGUUUCAGAACUACAAUUGAAGAAACCUAAGCCUACAAUACAAACUCAGCGCGAACGUAUACUCCUGCCGCCUAAAAUCUGCACUAGUCAAAAUGAUCCACGGGGAACUCUUGAGUGUUAAAACUCCAACUGAAAAUGACUCGAGUGACUGGAUGAAUAGGCGUCUCAACAUGACGAAACAAGUCAUAAGUAAACCUCUGAAAUUUAACAUUAAUGUAAAUUUCCUUUAGUUAAGAAAAAAUCACUAAAAUACCUAUCAAAUUUUAUUCCAUACUUCGGGGUUUCUGAGACUGUUUAAGACCCAGUUAGCUUCACUUCCCUCAGUGACUAUAAAUACCGCUCACGAUUCGUGGAAGAGUACAUCAGUGUUUCUCUUACUUGCGUCUUAUAAUUCAAAUCCUGUGGACGGAAAUUCUAUAAAUCAUAUAUAAUCAUAGCAAUCAACUAGGCUUGGUUCAUCCUUAAUCAUGAAUGACUUUGCGAUGGCAGUCGUAGUAAACUCCCAUUCAUGCAAGCGCCGUUAGUAUUCUUGUAAAAUGCGUCUUUCUUGUGUUCAAAUGUCUCUCUAAAUUACUCGUCAGAUUAGUUUUCAAUCUGUUAUACUUUCAAGAUUCCAAGGCACCUCUCCCUCUCUCUCUCUCUUUCUCUCUCUCUCUCUACUGCGUUUUCACCUUAUAGUCCAUUCUACCCAGUUUUUAUUUAAAAUUCUUACCCAAGCAAACGAAUGUUUCCUUAGUGUCACAUACAACAACUGCAUCAUUUGCCAGAGAUAACGAUCAGAGAAGAGGUUUAGCUUAGUUUGAACACCUCCUUUUAAAACACAUAUGGUAAGACUACUGGAGGGUGUAACAUAACUUUUCAGGUCCCUAACACUGCCUCUGAAAACGUGAAUGUAAAGUAUAGCCUCUCUUGUAGACCGUGAUCAUGCACGCCUGCUGUUCAAUAGCGUAUCCUAAACCUUUCGUCAUAAUUACAUCGGUAAUUGAGGGAAACUUUGAUAAAGCAUGAUUUCAAUUAAUUCGUUUCAAGAUGAAUAAUCAUUUCUUCAGGGCAGUGACACUUUCAUCCCUACAUCCAGCGGUCUUCGGUACUAGUUAGUCAGAUUUCAUGAUUUACAGACUCUAACACAGGUAAUUAAUCAUCUAAAAAAUCUGAGGUAGUUCAGUUUAAGGUAUACAGCAUCAAUGAAUAGUCCAGUCCACGUAUACAUAACUUUAAAUUCUAGUAAAAGAAUUCAGCAUUCCAAAAAUUCUAUCAGACAUUCACGUUAUAACAAAAUGUUUGGCCAUUUAUCCACACCAUUUAAGACUACCCCUUUUUCUGCUGUCCUUAAGACUAACAGGUCAAAAAACCAGCUUGUCAAGCCAGUUAACAGUUGUAUGUUAUAAGUUCAUUCAUGUGACAAAAUUAUAUGUCAUCCUUAAUAAAAAAAAAAAAUAUAUAAUUAAAUGCUGCAUUUUACAAAGUAUUUGUAUAAAUAAACCUUUCAAAAUAAUGGAGGAGAAAUUCUCGUGGGGAGGGAGACCUUUCCCACAUACACAGAGAAGAACAGGUUUAAAAGAAAGGAGAAAGGGGAACAAAAAAGUCCGUUUCCAAACUGAGAAAAUCUAGGCGUCUGCUUUCGAAGGACAGCAGCCCAUAAAGAGAAAAUGAAAGAAGAGGAAGGGGUGAGAUCAAAAUAGAGGGGAGAGGAGUCGAUGCCAAUAAGAACUGUUUUGCAUAUCUUAUCUGCAGAUUUUGCCAAAAAAGGAAAACGAAAAAAAAUAGAGAAAAAAACUGUCUAUUUUAAGGAAACGAUAAAAAAACCGACAUUUCUUAUCAAAAGAGAGCAUGAUAUAAAGAAAAAGGGACUAAAUAGACGAAAAACGCAGAUAAGGUUCUAUCCUGGAGAAACAUGCAGACAUGCCCUUUUAAAAAAAAUAUCCCAUACGGGAAAGGAAAACUUGUUAAUUUGGAUGUUUAAAACAGCAUGAUUAUAUUAAGAUAUCGUUAGGAGUUAGAUGUUCAGUUGC
This is a messenger RNA of Macrobrachium nipponense, 4351 nucleotides long. RefSeq lists its product as uncharacterized. Bases 1 to 393 code for a protein of 130 amino acids. The record is from RefSeq and is a predicted model, not a curated record. Lineage: Eukaryota; Metazoa; Arthropoda; Malacostraca; Decapoda; Palaemonidae. The transcript is spliced from 3 exons.